Messenger RNA from Eubalaena glacialis (North Atlantic right whale), 2212 nucleotides. It is a transcript of the gene SLC16A5, whose product is annotated as solute carrier family 16 member 5. The record is from RefSeq and is a predicted model, not a curated record. Bases 812 to 2212 code for a protein of 466 amino acids. The transcript has 6 exons. Gene Ontology annotation, cellular component: membrane. NCBI's taxonomy places the organism in Eukaryota, Metazoa, Chordata, Mammalia, Artiodactyla, Balaenidae. Gene Ontology annotation, biological process: transmembrane transport; monocarboxylic acid transport. Gene Ontology annotation, molecular function: monocarboxylic acid transmembrane transporter activity.
CCACCGGCGCCCUGCGGCCCGCCCCUCCGGUCCCCGCCGCCGCCCGGCGUUCUGCCGUCUCCACCGCGAGCGGGCCGGGCCGCAGGAAGCAGCGUUCCGCUGGAGUGGAGCCGCCCCUCCGCCGGGCCCGGGCGAGCCGCUCUCCCACCACGGGAAGGGAGCAGAGGGAGAGGGGGCGGCCCCUCCACUCCGCACGCCCGGCCGCUAACCCCAAAGCCCUGUGUGAGAGCAUCCGCUCACCCUUUUGCCCGUACCUGCAAGCUCAGAGGGGCUGGGAAUGGAUUCUGAGGGCCUAGCCAGGCCUCUGUCAUCAGAGGAGAAGCCCUAAAAAUCAGCCCGGGGACGGUGUGUGACGGGAGAAGGGCAAGAGGUGUCAUGUGAACUUCUGCCCUGCCCACAGACCCAGCUUCAGGCCACCUGGGCAUGAAGAUGGUCUCACUCAGGGUGGGGGACCCCUGAGGGCUGAGGUCGGCAGCUCCUGCGGAAAGCUGCUCGCCUCCAGUCCCCGGAAGGGAGAGUGAAGUGUCUCCAGCCGCGUCUCCCUCCUUUGCCUCAGUCACGCACCAGGCAGUGAUUGUGACUCCUGGUUCCCAGUACCAAGGGAAGACCACUUCUCUGCUGGGGCAGAGGUGGGACCAGAGCCCCCAUCUCUGCUCUGCUCCGCUCUGCUCGAGUCUUCUGGAAUGGACCUACCUGCCGGGAAACCAGGUCACCCUUGUUCCUGGGCUUGCCUGCCCCCCGGGGAACACAGGUGGCCCGGGCAGUAGGAGCAGUGGCCGUGAGGCUGUGGCAGCAGCACUCGUAGCCGAGGAUGCCCCAGGCCCUGGAGUGUUCGGAGGGCUACUGGGCCUGGAUGGUGCUCCUGGCCUCUGUGGUGACCCAGGGCCUCACCCUGGGCUUCCCCACGUGCAUCGGCAUCUUCUUCACUGAACUGCAGCGUGAGUUCCAGGCCAGCAACAGCGAGACUUCCUGGUUCCCCUCCAUCCUGACAGCCAUGCUCCAUGCAGGGGGACCCUUGUGCAGCAUCCUGGUGGGGCGCUUCGGCUGCAGAGCGACGGUGAUGCUGGGCGGCGUGCUGGCCAGCCUGGGCAUGGUGGCCAGCUCCUUCAGCUGCACCCUCGGCCAGCUCUACCUCACGGCAGGCUUCAUCACAGGCCUGGGCAUGUGCUUCAGCUUUCAGUCGAGCGUCACUGUGCUGGGAUUCUACUUCACCCGCUGGCGGGUGCUGGCCAACGCGCUGGCCUCGGCGGGCGUCUCCCUGGGCAUCAUGCUCUGGCCACUGCUCUCCCGCUAUCUCCUGGAGGACCUGGGCUGGAGAGGCAGCUUCCUCAUCUUCGGCGGGGUUCUUCUCCACUGCUGUGUCUGUGGGGCCAUCCUGAGGCCCGUGCCUGCCACUGCGACCCCUGAGACCGGAGAAGGCCUCCCUCCACCUUCCAAGAGACCCGCACCAGGCUGCCCGGCAGCAUACGGUCGGGCCAUCCAGCGCCACCUGGCCUUCGAUGUCCUGCGGCACAACGUGGGCUACCGCGUGUACACACUGGGAGUCGUCUGGAUGAUCAUGGGUUUCCCACUGCCCCACGUCUUCCUGGUGCCGUAUGCCAUUUGGCACGGGGUGGAUGAACACAGGGCGGCCCUGCUCAUCUCCAUCAUUGGCUUUAGCAACAUCUUCCUGCGGCCCAUGGCUGGGCUGGUGGCAGGCCGGCGGGACUUUGCCAGUCACCGCAAGUACCUGUUCAGCCUGGCAGCCCUGCUCAACGGGCUCACCAACCUGGUGUGCGCGGCGUCGGCCGACUUCCGGGUGCUGGUGGGCUACUGCCUGGUGUACAGCGUGUCCAUGAGCGGCGUUGGUGCUCUCCUUUUCCAGGUCCUCAUGGACGUUGUCCCCAUGGACCGGUUCUCCAGCGCCCUGGGCCUCUUCACCGUCCUGGAGAGCGUCUCCAUCCUCAUCUCCCCGCCACUGGCUGGACUCCUCCUAGACACCACCAGCAACUUCAGCUAUGUCUUCUACAUGUCAAGUUUCUUCCUCAUCUCAGCCGCCCUCUUCAUGGGUGGCAGUUUCUGGGCCCUGGGGAAGAUGGAGAGGCAGGGCCCGCGGGCUGAGGUGGAAGGAGCUGUAACAGAGGCUGCCCCAGAGCAGGGCCUCACUAUGGAGGACACAGACGGUCCCAAGAAGCAGCAGCGCAUGGAGAUCAUGUAUGUGACCAGCGUCUGA